AUGUUAGGUCAAUUUUUUAUUCAUUUUUUACCUCUUCCUUUUGUUUAUUCUUUUUUACUCCUUCCUAGUUUUUAUUUUUUUUACCCCUUCUUAGAUUUUAUUCAUUUUUUUACCCCUUCCUAUUGUUUAUUUUUUUACCACUUCCUAGUUUUUAUUUUUUACCCCUUCCUGGAUUUUAUUCAUUUUUACCCCUUCCCAUUGUUUAUUCUUUUUUACCCUUUCCUAGAUUUUAUUCAUUUUUUACCCCUUCUUAUUGUUUAUUCUUUUUUACCUCUUCCUUUUGUUUAUUUUUUUUACUCCUUCUUAGAUUUUAUUCAAUUUUACCCCAUCCUAGUGCUUCUUAUUGCUUCACCCCUUCCUUUUGUUUAUUCUUUUUUACCUCUUCCUUUUGUUUAUUUUUUUUACCCCUUCUUAGAUUUUAUUCAAUUUUACCCCAUCCUAGUGCUUCUUAUUGCUUUACCCCUUCCUAUUGUUUAUUCUUUUUUACCUCUUCCUUUUGUUUAUUUUUUUUACCCCUUCUUAGAUUUUAUUCAAUUUUACCCCAUCCUAGUGCUUCUUAUUGCUUUACCCCUUCCUAUUGUUUAUUCUUUUUUACCUCUUCCUUUUGUUUAUUUUUUUUUACCCCUUCUUAGAUUUUAUUCAAUUUUACCCCAUCCUAGUGCUUCUUAUUGCUUUACCCCUUCCUUUUGUUUAUUCUUUUUCUAA
Molecule: messenger RNA, 705 nt
Organism: Acanthosepion pharaonis
Lineage: Eukaryota; Metazoa; Mollusca; Cephalopoda; Sepiida; Sepiidae
Source: the annotation of a GenBank genome assembly